AUGGAGAAGAUUUAUUAUUUUUUUUUUACAUUAUCCUGUUCUCUAUUGUUCCAGAUUUUGUUCUAUGAAGACCAGGACUUUCAGGGAAAGUCCUACGACUGCAAAGGGGACUCAGCUGACCUGCAUGGCUACAUCCGCCAAUGCAACUCGAUCAAGGUAGAGGGCGGCUGGUGGGUUCUUUUUGAGCGUAACAACUAUAUGGGCUAUCAGUAUGUAGUUGGUCCAGGGGAGUACAAUGACUACCACCGCUGGAUGGGCUUCAAUAACUGUGUCAGAUCCUGUAGGAUCAUUAAAAAUACCAAAGGACCAUACAAGCUGAUGCUAUUCGACCGGCCAAACUUUGCCGGCAGAUCUUUGGAGUUGACAGAAAACAUGAAGUCUGUCCAAGAGAAAUGGCUCAGACAUGAAGUCCAGUCCUGCAAGGUUCUGGAGGGCUCCUGGGUUUUCUUUGAACAUCCCAACUUCUGUGGUCGCCAGUAUCUACUGGAGAAAGGGGAGUAUCGACACCACUCAGAGUGGGGAGCUCUGAAAGCAACUGUGGCCUCCAUCAGAAGAAUCAUGCAGCUGUGA
Molecule: messenger RNA, 570 nt
Organism: Chelmon rostratus (copperband butterflyfish)
Lineage: Eukaryota; Metazoa; Chordata; Actinopteri; Chaetodontiformes; Chaetodontidae
Product: gamma-crystallin S-1-like
Exons: 3
Coding region: 1-570 (189 amino acids)
Biological process (GO): visual perception; lens development in camera-type eye
Molecular function (GO): structural constituent of eye lens
Source: RefSeq, a predicted model, not a curated record